Messenger RNA from Drosophila arizonae, 874 nucleotides. Its product is annotated as proteasome subunit alpha type-7-1B-like. The record is from RefSeq and is a predicted model, not a curated record. Gene Ontology annotation, biological process: ubiquitin-dependent protein catabolic process. Gene Ontology annotation, cellular component: proteasome core complex, alpha-subunit complex; proteasome core complex. NCBI's taxonomy places the organism in Eukaryota, Metazoa, Arthropoda, Insecta, Diptera, Drosophilidae.
UACAAUAUGUGUCGUAGAUCACUAAUAUACAACAUUAUAUUAUCAAAAAAGCAAUACCCCAAAUGCAGCAUGAAGCCAAUGUCAAAGAAGUUUGAUGAGGCCGUGAAUAUAUAUUCACCGAAUGGACAUUUAAUGCAAGUAGAAUACGCUGAAGCGGCGGUACGCAAGGCUUCCACAGUAGUGGGCCUGUGCACUCAGGAAUGCAUUAUUUUAGGUGCAGAAAAAAGGGCCAUAGAUGUGCUACAAAUCCAAAGAACAUCUUAUAAAAUAAAAAAAAUAGAUGAGCAUAUUGCAAUGACUUUUGCGGGUCUUACAGCCGACGCUCGAAUUCUAGCAAAUCGUGCACAGAUGGAGGCUCAAAGUCAUCGCUUAAACUUUAAUAGUCCCGCAAGAGUGGAACAUAUAGCAAGAUUUUUAGCGAAAUUAAAGCAAAACUAUACUCAAUGUUUUGGCCGGCGUCCGUUCGGUGUGGCCUGCUUGGUUGGGGGCUUUGACUGUGAUGGCAAGCCCCAUCUAUUCCAAACUGAUCCCUCAGGCAUCUAUCACGAAUGGAUGGCUAAUACAACAGGUCGCAUGGCCCAAACAGUAAAUGAGUACCUAACAAAGAAUUUAUCUGCAAUUUCCACCAUCCCAGACACACUUUCAGCCAUGAAGCACGUGGUAAGAGCCUUGCAAACGGCAACGUCUUCAGAUGUCAGUUUCUUUGAUAUAGCUGUGCUCAAGUACAAACAGCCAAUUGAAAUUGUUAGUAUGGAUAAGAUAAAGUAUCUGACAGAUUUAAUAAAGCAGGAGACUGUGGGAUAUACGACUAGAAGACACUUCGGAUUUAUUUAAAUAAUACUUUUCUCCCUUAAAAACCUAUUUCACGCUUUAA